This is a messenger RNA of Prionailurus viverrinus (fishing cat), 3671 nucleotides long. RefSeq names its product nucleoporin 133 (gene NUP133). Gene Ontology annotation, biological process: transcription-dependent tethering of RNA polymerase II gene DNA at nuclear periphery; poly(A)+ mRNA export from nucleus; protein import into nucleus. The coding region runs from base 69 to 3536 and encodes 1155 amino acids. The transcript has 26 exons. The record is from RefSeq and is a predicted model, not a curated record. Gene Ontology annotation, cellular component: nuclear pore outer ring. NCBI's taxonomy places the organism in Eukaryota, Metazoa, Chordata, Mammalia, Carnivora, Felidae. Gene Ontology annotation, molecular function: structural constituent of nuclear pore; protein binding.
UUCAAGCUCGGCGCGCGAGCGGAGUUUCAGCCCCACAGGCGGAGUAUCUGUCGCCUCUCCUUUCCGUCAUGUUCCCGGCCGUCUCCUCUCCGCGGACACCGGGGCCCGGGACUCGAAGGGGCCCGCUGGCCGGAGUCGGGCCGGGCUCCACGCCCCGGGCGACAAGCAGGAAAGGUCUAUCCCUGGGGUCUGCAGUCAGCUCCCCGGCGCUCUUUUCGCCGGUCGGCCGGCGUAGCUCGCUGAGCUCGCGAGGAACACCUACACGAAUACUGCCACACCACUGUGUAACUGAGUCUAUGAACUAUGAUGUGAAAACAUUUGGAUCUUCUCUCCCUGUUAAAGUAAUGGAAGCCCUAACAUUGGCUGAAGUUGAUGAUCAGCUGACUGUUCACAUAGAUGAAGGUGGAUGGGCUUGUCUGGUCUGCAAAGAGAAACUCAUUAUUUGGAAGAUUGCUCUGUCACCUAUUACUAAGUUAUCUGUUUGCAAAGAGCUUCAGCUGCCACCAAGUGACUUCCACUGGAGUGCUGACUUGGUGGCUCUCUCUUAUUCUGCUACCUCAGGUGAAGCACAUUCUACUCAGGCUGUGGCUGUCAUGGUUGCCACCAGAGAAGGAUCCAUCCGCUAUUGGCCAAGCCUUGCCAGUGAAGACAUCUACACAGAGACCUUCGUGGAUUUAGGAGGUGAUAAGACUUACAGUUUCCUAACAGCAGUGCAGGGAGAAAGUUUUAUUUUGUCCUCAUCGGGAAGCCAGCUGAUUCGACUGAUACCUGAAAGUUUAGGAAAGAUUCAUCAACAUAUCCUGCCUCAAGGACAAGGCAUGCUUUCAGGAAUUGGUCGGAAGGUUUCUUCUCUUUUGGGAAUUUUAUCUCCAAGUACUGAUCUCAUCCUUUCAAGUGUCCUUUGGGAUAGAGACAGAGCAAGUUUUUAUAGCCUGACAAGUUCAAACAUCAGUAAAUGGGAAUUAGAUGAUUCUUCAGAAAAACAAGCACAUAGUUGGGAUAUAAACAGAGCUCUGAAGGAAAACAUUACUGAUGCUAUUUGGGGAUCCGAGAGUAACUACGAAGCUAUUAAAGAAGGGGUCAACAUUCGGUAUUUGGAUUUGAAGCAGAACUGUGAUGGGCUCCUGAUUUUGGCAGCUGCAUGGCACCCAGCGGACAAUCCAUGUCUCAUCUAUUACUCUCUGAUAACAGUAGAAGAUAAUGGCCACCAAAUGUCUGAUGUAGUAACUGUAGAAGUCACUCAGUAUAAUCCACCUUUUCAGUCUGAAGACUUGAUUAUGUGUCGGCUGAUGGUCCCAAACUUUUCAAACCAGACUGCUUAUCUGUAUACUGAGAGUGCCGUCUAUGUGUGCUCCACUGGAACUGGGAAGUUUUCUCUUCCUCGGGAGAAAAUUGUCUUUAAUACACAAGGAGAUAGUAUUUUAGGAGCUGGUUCCUGUGGUGGUCUUCCUAUUCUUUUUUCCAGAAACAGUGGGUUGGUGUCUAUUACAUCAAGGGAAAAUGCAUCCAUAUUAGCAGAAGACCUUGAAGAAUCCCUAGCAUCUUCAGUUGCUGGACCCAGCAAUGAGAGUAUGGUUUUUGAGGCUUCUACAAAGAAUGAAACCAUAGCCCAGGAAGAUAAAACUAAAGUGUUAAAAGCUGCUUUUCUGCAAUACUGCAGAAAAGAUCUAAGUCAUGCUCAAAUGAUGGUUGAUGAGCUCUUUUCCUCCCACUCUGACUUGGAUUCCGACUGUGAACUAGACAGAGCUGUUACCCAAAUCAGUGUGGACCUGGUGGAUGACUACCCGGCCUCAGACCCACGAUGGGCUGAGUCUGUCCCUGAGGAAGCACCUGGGUUUAGCAAUACAUCGCUGAUUAUUCUUCACCAGCUAGAAGACAAAAUGAAAGCCCAUUCUUUCCUUAUGGACUUUAUUCACCAAGUUGGCUUAUUUGGACGUCUUGGCACUUUUGCAGUUCGAGGGAUGCCCAUGGCAACUCGCCUGUUGCUCUGUGAGCAUGCCGAAAAGUUAUCAGCCGCCAUCGUUCUCAAGAACUACCACUCGAGGCUCUCUGAGCUCGUGAACACAGCAAUAAUGAUUGCUUUAAAUAAGAGGGACUGCGAAAUCCCAUCCAACCUGACCCCCGCAGACGUCUUUUUUAGAGAAGUGUCGCAGGUAGACACCAUUUGCGAGUGUUUACUGGAGCACGAGGAGCAGGUCUUAAAGGAAACAUCUUUGGAAUCUGUUGAAUGGGCUGAAGUGGUGAUCAAUGUGAACAGUAUUCUCAAGGACAUGCUACAAGCUGCCUGUCAUUAUCGACAGAAUAGAAACUCCUUAUAUAGAAAAGAGCCAGUAGAACAAGAACCUGAGUAUGUUCCUUGGACAGCAACGAGUGGUCCUGGGGGCAUCCGAACAGUAAUCGUGCGCCAGCAUGGGAUUGUCCUGAAAGUGGUAUAUCCUCAGGCAGACAGCAACCUCCGAAACAUUCUGACAGAGCAGCUGGUAGCACUGAUUGAUUGCUUCCUGGAUGGUUACGUUUCCCAGCUUAAGUCUCUGGACAAAUCUGGUGAUCAAGAAAGAUACAGCAGUCUGGAAAUGGAAUACCUACAGAAAAGAUCAGAUCUCCUAUCUCCACUUCUCACACUAGGCCAAUACCCGUGGGCUGCUUCAUUAGCAGAAAAGUACUGUGACUUUGAUAUCUUAGUGCAAAUGUGUGAGCAGACUGACAACCAGACCAGACUCCAGCGCUACAUGACCCAGUUUGCUGAUCAGAAUUUUUCAGACUUUCUCUUCCGUUGGUAUCUGGAGAAAGGAAAGCGAGGCAAAUUAUUAUCUCAACCCAUUUCUCAGCAUGGAGAGUUGGCAAAUUUUUUGCAAGCUCAUGAACAUCUCAGCUGGUUACAUGAAAUUAACAGCCAAGAAUUAGAAAAGGCUCAUGCAACACUUCUGGGUCUGGCAAACAUGGAAACACAUUACUUUGCAAAGAAAAAAACCCUUCUUGGCUUGAGUAAAUUGGCUGCGUUGGCUUCAGACUUUUCAGAGGAUGUACUGCAAGAAAAAAUUGAAGAAAUGGCUGAGCAGGAGCGCUUUCUGCUGCACCAGGAGACCCUGCCGGAGCAACUGCUGGCAGAGAAAGAGCUGAGUCUCAGUGCGAUGCCGGUGCUGACUGCACCACAGCUCAUCAGCCUAUAUAUCUGUGAAGAAAACAGAAGAGCUAAUGAAUAUGAUUUCAAGAAAGCUUUGGACUUGCUGGAAUAUAUCGAUGAGGAGGAAGAUGUAAAUAUAAAUGAUCUAAAACUGGAAAUCCUUUGCAAAGCUCUUCAGAGAGAUAACUGGUCCAGUUCAGAUGGUAAGGAUGAUCCAAUUGAAGUAUCUAAAGGCAGUAUAUUUGUGAAAAUCUUACAGAAGCUUUUAAAAGAUGGCAUUCAGCUCCGUGAAUACCUGCCAGAGGUGAAAGAGCUCCUACAGGCAGACCAGCUUGGGAGCCUCAAGUCUAAUCCUUACUUUGAGUUUGUUUUGAAAGCAAACUAUGAAUAUUAUGUCCGCGGACAAGUGUAACUUCUUCUGAAAAUGGUCACUGCUGCUAAAAAUUUGUACAGGCUCGUCCUUAGAAAAAUCUUAGACCUUAAAUAUCUAAAAGUUUGUACAGUUUUAUAACAUGAAUUACUGAAUUUUUGGUACUUUAUUUGGAAA